Molecule: messenger RNA, 2899 nt
Organism: Betta splendens (Siamese fighting fish)
Lineage: Eukaryota; Metazoa; Chordata; Actinopteri; Anabantiformes; Osphronemidae
Gene: atp6ap1lb
Product: ATPase H+ transporting accessory protein 1 like b
Exons: 7
Coding region: 2-1027 (341 amino acids)
Cellular component (GO): proton-transporting V-type ATPase complex
Source: RefSeq, a predicted model, not a curated record
AAUGGCUGCACACGCAUUCCUCCUCUGCUCCCUCGCCUUGGUCUCCGCUCUCAGCCGGCCCGGCCUCUCCUUCACUGAGGAAGAGCUGCAGCCGGGACUCAUCUAUGACGAAGUGCCUGAAAUCCUGGACAGAAGCAAAGAAAACCCCAAACAAGCAACAAGAGUCACGUCAAGUCAAGACAGCGAGUACGGUCUAGAAAGCGAAGAGGUCAUUUUGACGCCCGAAGAUGAAAACCCACUCAGGAGAAUACUGCAGCCUUUUAAGUGGCAUCAGCCGGGGAUGACUCACAGUAAGAGGAAGCUUCUCCAGUCUCUGAUGGGGCCUUACGGGCCUCUGAGUGUGUCUUACAACGGGAAGACCUGCAUUCUGUUCAAGGCAAAGCGGCUGGCGAUCCGCUACAGGAACCACACCUUCAUUGAUCUGACGGAGAGGGUUUUUAACUCCAACUCCCCGGUCGACACCAAAGGCUCCGUCUGCACCAAGGAGAAAGCGACACUCUCGUUGCGGUUCGGCGACGUGGAGGAUUUGCGAGGUCUAGUAAUCAGGCUUCAGAUGUCCAACACUUUCUACGAGGCGGCCGGUCAGAACUGGUUCACACUGGACAGCGUUCACAUCCACUACAACUGGACCCAGGAGGCCACGUUCAACGCCAGCGAGGUCUACGCCCCGGCCACCUCGUCCUACCAUUGCCAGCACGUCAGCAGCCUGCACAAAUACGACACCCUGCUAGUGCCCAGCUCCCACACCGACACGUCCGCCAACUGGCACAUCACCUUCACCGACUUCCAGAUCCAGGCCUUCAACGUGCAGUCGGACAAGUUCGCGUCGGCCAGCGACUGCGCCACCUUCCUGACGCCCGCCAUCCUGAUGGGCUUGGUGACGUCGCUGAUCCUGCUGCUGGUCCUGGCGUACGCCCUGCACAUGGUGGUCCACCUCAAACACAUCGACCGCUACGAAGAGCACAAAGCCACCGUAUACUUCCCCAGAAGCCCGGAGGCCGAGCUGCCGGACAAGAACAGCCUGUGAAGGAGGCCCAAGGCCUGAAGGACAACAGGGGAAGCGAGGUAGAAGGAAGCUGAGAAGCAAGGCUGAGUGGAGCGCACGUGAAAACAAGAGUGAAAAAGUAUCCUCCACAGAAUAUUUGUUCAAACAAAAUGACAACAUUGCCUGUUCAUAUGAAAACCUUCUAAGUCUUAACUACUUUAAGUAAAUGCAGACCGUGGUUGGAUACUUUUUCUUCUUUCCUCAUCGACCUGCAUCUUAGCAACCCGUAUUUCGAGUAAGGCCUUUGGAUGUUCCAGCCUCUCCUUGAGAGAUGGUCUAUUAUCCUAGUGUCAGAGGUCAAGGACAGCCCCCGGGGGCCUUGAAGGGUGACAGCAUACACAGGCCUUUACCCCAGCCAGCCAUUAAAACCGCAGCAGGCUAGCGACUGUAGCUAAUACAGCUAACAUCAGAUGCUCCUGAUUCAAUGUAUGUAUUACACGGCUCAGUGUCAUUUUACAAGCUUCCAACAUGCACAUUGUCUUUUCAGCUUUCAUUGCGAUGUACUUUGUCUAAUACUGCUGCAAGAAAUAUAUACUUUAAACAGCUGGUUUUCUAGCUGAAAUAGCCGUAUUAGCUGCAUGUGAUAGGCUGAUCUGUCCGGGCUAGCACAGUGUUUCCUAAUGACAAGGAUUGGAGAGAAUCUUGCAUGAGUUGCAGCUUAAAAUAAUCAAAAGCGGAACACAGAGGAAGGAGCUUGAAAAGCUUUCGAGUUGUAAACAGAGGGAACACUUGGGAUCCACUGGUCUAGCAUCUGGCUGGAGUGAAUGGACCAGCACAACUGACCCUUCAGAGCCUCUGGUGUCCCUCACCCACCCCUGAGCAAGACUGCUGCUUGGGACUUAACUGUGAAACGGCCUUUUACAGACCAGCCAGACGAAGGGGGUUCUACUGUACAAACUAGCACAACACUUGUUAGCGGCGCGAGCGCUAACAGCGGACUAUCAAAGACUACACAAGGAACUAUGCUGCACAACGUGGCUCGUCCGUGGGCGCGGCAGGCGAGUGGGACUCCCUGAGAGUCGAGCGUUUGGGCACGGGAGGCCACGGGCUCUCUGUCCACCUCUGGAUUUGACUGCCAAAGCGAAGCUGCAAAGGAGAUGCCAUGAGACGUGGCGAAAGACAGAGCGAGACGAUGUGGAGAUGAAUUUCGAAAGCUAACCAUUACAGCUAUGUACAAAACAAAACAAAACUACAUACAUGUACAGAAAUGUCAAUCUGCAGAGAUCUUUUUUUAUAUCCAGUGUAAUCAUGAAAUACUAUUAGGUCCAGGAUGACUAUGCUAAUCCUCAUAACCAAAAAGCUAUACCAAGUUUUAGUUACAUUAAGAUCUCUAUACGAUCGAUCAUAGCUGUCUACUAUCUUCAGAUAUUGCACAACUAAUAAACAUAGGUACAAGUAAGACAUUGUGCUAUGAGGAUUGGUGAAAGUAUCAAUGCAUAUGUUUUUUUCUACAAUUAUUACACUGUCUGUCUAUUUGUUUUAAGCUGGGUCAGACGAUGUAAUGUCCAGUUCCAUCUAACUGUAAAUUACAGUACGGUACAGAUUCCUACCAUAGGAGGACGAUACUACGGAAUGCCGUCCAAGCCACUGGGAUUUAUAGACGCCAUUAUUAUGCCAGAAGCCACACUAGCAGCAGCAACAGCAUCAGUAAGUCAUUACUACUGAUAAAAAAAAUUCUCAGCAUGACAGUAAAUAGAUAUCUUAACAUUUGAUAUGGCAGUUCUGUCAAUCUGUAGCAGUGUGAAAUGUGUUCUUUGGUCAUAAAUGUAUCCUACAAACUAAGAAAUGAGUGGAGACGGUUUGUCCAAGGACCAACUGAUGUAGAUUGAACAAUAAAUGAUACUGAGGAAAAGA